Molecule: messenger RNA, 5706 nt
Organism: Linum trigynum
Lineage: Eukaryota; Viridiplantae; Streptophyta; Magnoliopsida; Malpighiales; Linaceae
Source: the annotation of a GenBank genome assembly
UCCCACUUCUACUUUCAUUUUCUCAGCUCCCAAACAUCUUUAAUUUCUUUCCCCCAUGGAAAAGUUUCAGAUGUUGUUCCCUUCCUCCUCCUCCUCUUCUUCAGCUCACCAUCAGUACUACGAUGAUGAUCAUCAUCACAAUAGUAUCAACUUCUUGUCAUCAUCGUCGUCACCACCAUCAUCCACGUCAAUGAAUGAUGGUCCAUCUAUGAUGACCAUGGGGUCGAGCGCAGCAGAUCAUGAUUACCAUCAUCAUCAUCAGAUCAGUACUAAUAACGAUGAUGGCCGUCAUCAGGAGCAGGUUGUUAGUGUGGCCAUGGGGCAGCCGGGAGCAGCAGAUCAAGGAGAUGGAGGGAAGAAGAAGAAGGGAGAGAAGAAGGUGAAGAAGCCUAGGUAUGCUUUCCAGACGAGGAGUCAAGUCGAUAUCCUUGACGAUGGCUAUCGAUGGAGGAAGUAUGGCCAAAAAGCUGUCAAGAACAACAAGUUCCCAAGGAGCUAUUACAGGUGCACGUACCAAGGCUGCAAUGUGAAGAAGCAAAUUCAAAGGCUGACCAAAGAUGAAGGAGUAGUGGUCACAACUUAUGAAGGCGCUCACACCCACCCUAUUGAGAGGCCUAGUGAUAACUUUGAGCACAUCUUGAACCAGAUGCAAAUCUACACACCCUUUUAAUUGAUGAUGAUGAUUAUUAUUAUUAUCAAUACACUCCUUCUUUUCUAAUUAAUCACUCAAUAGACAUAUGUUCUUUAAAUCAUUAUAUAAACAUAAUAUUUAUUAGUUAUAAUUACAACUAGCUUUUGUUUUCAUUUUUACCAAUUAAUUAUUAUGUAAUUUGAUACCAUGUACAUAUUAUUUUAUGUAUCAGCCUAUCAUCACAAUGGGUAAAUUAUUAAGUAUAUGGGAAAAAAGUGCACCCUUAAUCUUUAUAAAAUCUUCAAAAUUAUUAAAGAUAGUUACCAUGGAGACAACAUUUUUCAUAGUAAACCAAAAAAAAAAAAAAAAGAGAAGAUGAGGUUAGAAAGUCGAAGAGAGUGUCAAGAACUAGUUGGUUUUAAUAACUCAAUUGAUCAUAAUAUAUAUAAAAUAUGUAUAUUGUAAAAGAAAACACACGUUUGUAAAUAAGAUGAGAGUCAUAUCCAUAUUCAGAAAAGAUAAACCUAGUAGUGGGCAAUGGCGGAUAGUGGGUUAACUCGAAAAGUAAUUUUCAACUAACCUUUAAGCAAGUAGGACUAACAUUUAUAAUAAGUUCCUCAUAGAAUCAAAUUCUUAUCAAUCUUCGUCAUUUAAAUGCACGUCAGGAAGAGGUCCUUACUCAUAAUCCCUCACACUGAAGCAGUUGAUAAAAUUACUCAAAAGGGGUUGGAGGAGAGACAACAAAUAAGUCUAAGAAAAAAUACAGAACAAGCCUACAAGUUGAGCUUGAAGAAGUUUGGAGUAUAUUUCACUUUCGAAGAGCGCCAAUGCAUGAAUCGAUGUUCAACUUGAAACUCAACACAACUUUUAUUUCUUAACCGAACAAAAGAGUAUAAUUCAUUAAUUUCUGGCUAGAGCAUCAGAAUGAAUAUACCUAAUGAUUGAGCAUUACAAUUUACAAGGAAAAAGUGACCAAAAUUCAACGAACUAAGUAUAUGCUAUCUCAACUAAUUGAUAAAGUUUCGAACAUGAACUAUUUAAUAGUGGCUUAACUAGAAUCCCGAGAGGGCUAACUAUACAUUGCAAGUUUCCUUCUUGCAGUUGAGACUCACUAUUGCUUCUGGCUAGCUAUCGACAUAUGUCAUGAACAUAACAACAGACAAUAGAAAACUGGUAUGUUGAAAUAUACUGCUACUAACCACUGUAUAUAUCAUUGACAAUGAGGCACACAGUAUAAAGCUGGUAUGUUAAUAGCUAGUAAUCGAAUCUCCACUAAUGUCAUAAACAUAUAGACAUAUCAACAUACGAGAGCCUGAAUAGGCAUCUGUUCGGCAUCACACAAAAUUGGUUCUUGUGUACCAUCUACAUCAGAACAUAGAGCUCGCCUACUCGAGCUCACCUGAAGCCUCCUUGAAGAAGAACCUCAUAUACAAAGAAUGAAAGAACAAGAGAUUGUCUCUUCUAUAGCAUUGUUCUUCUAUUGUAUGUACCAUCAUUUUUUGUAUCGUAUGUACUCUUAUUCUUGUCGACGUUCUUAUACACUAGGGAUGACUGUGUUGAUGCUGGUGAAAGAGUGGGCAUGAGUUGGUUCUGCCGGUGAUGGUGGUGAAACAAAUACGUCUCUGGUCAACUGUGACAGUUGUUGUGGUGGUGGUCAUGACAGUGAUGGUGGGUGAAGGAUUUUCUGUCUCUGUACUGCUUAAACUUGUUGUCGAUGUAAACACAAAGGUACUCUGUUCCUGAAACAAAUAGAGAAUCAAUGAGGAAGUGGACUAGCUACCUAGCAUAAGUGUGUAUAUGAUCUCAUUGUGUGAUCUUGUUCCCAACUGACAUAUAACAUAUGUAGAACUAAACGUGGCUGCAGGGGCUAUUACAGGUGUAUAUACCAAGGUUGCAAUGUGAAGAAGCAAGUUUAAAGGCUAACGGAUGAAGGAGUAGUGAUCACAACUUAUGAAGGCGCUCACAACCACCCUAUUGAGAGGCCUACCGAUAACUUUGAGCACAUCUUGAAUCAGAUCCAAAUCUACAUUCCCUUUUAAUUGAUUUUUAUUUUAUUUUAUGAAUAUACUCCUUUUUUAAUUAAUCAAUAAAGAUAUAUAUUUUCUUUAAAUUAUUAUUUAAACACAAUAAAGAUAUAUAUUUUCUUUAAAUUAUUAUUUAAACACAAUAAAGAUAUAUAUUUUCUUUAAAUUAUUAUUACUAGUUAUGCUUACAACUACCUUUUAUUUUCAUUUUUACCAAAUUGAUUAGUGUGUAGUUUAUUAGGAUAUACAUGUGUUGAUGUAUCUACGUAUAAUCACAAUCACAACGGGUAAAUGAUUAAGUAUAUGUAAGAAGAAAAUAGUAAAUAUAGGAUCUAUAAUCUUUCUAAAAUAUUUGAAUUCAGUAUACCUAGUCUAUUUUAUUUCUUAACAUGAAAAGUCUAUUUUAUUUCUUAACAUGAAAAAAACAUAGUAUAAUUAGUUUCUAGACUGGAGGCAUUAUCAUCAAUCUAUACACUAUAAAUACACCUUUCAUAUAUCCACCAGCAUCUCCAUCCUCUUCUCAUUUUCUUCCUUAGAGGGUGAUGAUGAUGCAUCAUUCCCAUAAUCAUUCAACCAUUAUGAAGCUUCGCUAAGUGCAAUCUCAACACUAGUCUUGUCAUGUUAAUCUCAAAUGAUAUUAAUAAUAUAAUCACUUUUUGCGAGCGGCCUUGACAUCGAAUGUGUAUCUCUUUAAUCAAUUCUUUGCUUCAACACGCUCCUUGAUUUUCUUGUCUUCCUCGGCCAUCUGUUCUGUCUCUUUUAUCAUCCUCCCAAUCUCUUCCACCGUAAGAUUUACUUUGUAGUUAUUAAUAAGUAAUAAAUAUAAAUUCAAAUUUCUCCGCCGUGUUGUUCUUGCAUGUUAUGUUGAGUACUCCGUCUGCAUCAACCUCGAAUGCAAUCUCGAUUGUAGCAACGCAUAUGCACAAAAUAUAUUAUUAUGAGUAACAACUAAAAUUUCCAAUUAUUCAGUGCACGCUUAUACUGUUGGUUCACCAUGUGCAUACCCUGACCAUAGACUCAUAUACAUAGUAAAUAGGAUUAUUUGCUAAAAAAAUAUCGUUACUGUAUAUGCUCCUACAAUAGGGAACGUUGGAGAGAGUACUCCAAAGAUGUCAACAUGUGUUGCUAAUCGGCAUGUGGGCAAAAAAAAAAAAACUCAAAUGUUAAGUGGUGAUCAUAAACUCAUAUAUAAUAAAGUUAUUGGAAACUAAAGGGUUGUUUGGAGGUUGGGAUUCUCCAAAUUGAAGUAUUUAAUCAAUUUGUGUAUUAUAAUUUGAUGUAUUGAUUAAAUGUAUGAAUUUGAAAAAUAAUUUGAUUAUAGGUUUACACAAUGCUUUGUUAUAAAUGAAAAAGUAGAGGGUAGACAAUCCCUUGGUCACAAUCUCACAUUUUGGUAGAGAUUGAUAAUCACUCAUUUUGAGUGAUUGUGGGUGGAUCCAGAAAAAGGUAAUACAUGUAUUAUAUCACAAAUUUAACUGGAAAAAUGACUUAAUCUUGACAUUACAUGCAUUGGCUAAAUACAUCGCUUCAAAUCCCAACCUCCAAACGACAUCUUGACAUAAGAUAAGUAAUUGUAACAACUAUUAUAUUUCUCCAAUUUUUAUAAACUUAAUAUGUACUUUCAAUAACUACACAAAGUGACUAGUUUGCGAAUUCUACAACCUUGAAACUCAUCAAAACUUUUAUUUCUUAACCAAACAACAAAGUAUAAUUAAUUAUUUUCUGGCUGGAGCAUCAGCAUGAACAUAACCUAAUGGGUGAACAUUACAAGGCAAAAAUGAGACCAAAAUUUGACGAAUUUAAUAUACGCUAUCUCAAUUAAUCGAUAAAACUUGGAAUAGGAACUAUUUGACAGUGGCUUAACUAGAAUCCUGGGAGGGCUAACUAGACAUUGCAAGCUUCCUUCUUGCAGUUGCUUACUUCUUCUCUUCCUUGGGAGUUUCUUUAUGGGGAACCUUUGUUUCUACUUCCUUUGGUGUUGCCUUCUCAGUCCUGAAAAUAACGCAAAUACCAUGCCAUUAGCCUCUCGGAUCAUAAGUAGAUCACAUCAAGAACUGCAAAUUGAGUGACUCAAUACUCCAAAUGAUCGAUUGAACAAGCUAAAAGAACAGCAAAGCGGAGAUAUGAUCUCCCCAUGUGUACUAUUCCUAUGGAUUAAACAAUCAUGUGAGCAACACCAUAACAGUAGGAGGUAGCAUAAGCAACACCAUAAAGGUUCAGACGAAGUAAUCUAUUGGAGUUUCACUGCAUGAUGGUUUACUACCUAAAGCUUUGAUAAGACUGGCAACAGCCUAAAAGUGUGUUAAGAACCUUCAUUACAACAAAAUUAAAUAGCACAAGCUAGAUAACCAGUCAUUUCAAGUCGCCAAAAGAGUAGAGUAUUUAAAGUCACUUGGACUAUGCUUGUAGAAGUCACUACUAGAGAGUCGUUACGAGUAAUUGACUAUAGGCAAAUCACAAAGCAUUAAGAGGAAUAAAAACUACAAGGCAAUGAACAAAUAUUUCAGAUUUUCAAACUGCUAUUCUUCCCUUCUGAUUCAAGUAUGAGUGACUAAGUAGCUCUAUUAUGCCUUCUGUUCUCACCAUUUCUUCCCUAAAACAAAGGCACUUCUGUCCCGACCACCAGGAAACCAGAAUCGCAGAGCAAGUGAUUUUCAGGAAGGUAUAACUUGGAAGCUGGACCUCAAAAGGGUACCAAAUCACCUAAGAAAAAGUGAGGUCAUGUACCCACUUCUAACUCGGCAAAAGGGGGCAAAACACAAGAGACUGCCUUAAUACAAAUGCCUACUUCUUUCCCAUCUUCUCUGAGGUCUAGACCGUACAACAGCAAUCCAAAAAGUGGGAAAAGGGAAAAUCCGGAGCAUAAAUAUGUUCAUAACAUAGACGAAACAGAACUACAAGGUCAUCCUAUACUAUGCAAAAGGGUUCUCCAGUAUCGAGAAUAUACUGACUAUAGUAACCACAAACUCCAGGUAAAUUAUCAAACAACUAUAGUUCACAAGCAGACAUGCAUAUCCGACUCUCAACUAGGAAGAAAGCAGCACAGUGGUA